GUGAACUUCCUGUGGCACUCUUGACAUUGGCCUAGAUGUGUUGUGGCCUAGGAGGUAGGGCUACAGGGGAGUGUGCGACAGACAGCAGUAGAUGGCAAUAUGACUACCCUCUACGUAUUGCAGAUUCUACUGUUGUGUGGAGUGGUAGAGAGCCAGGAACUGGCUGCUUUCAGGAAACUCGACAUGGGGCCGGAUGAUCUUAAUAGUUUGGAACAGUAUACCACCCUCAGUCUUGACGAGAUUUUCACGAGAGCGCUUGGAGGGAUGAAUGUGUCUGCUCAGAAGAUGGUAGGACCGGAUGGGAUGUUCCUGGCCGAGCUGGACAUGCUGUUGACCGAAGAACAAUUCCGUAAUAUGUACCAGCCGCCUGAAUAUGGAGAUAUCAGGAUGAUGCCAUAUUUUGAACAAAAGAAGAGGAAGAAACGAAAGGCAGUAAGACGAAUUGACCUUAGAUGGCCGAAUGCCGUGGUACCAUACUAUCUGACCCCGGGUCACUUCAAGGCCAAGGAGAGAUACCUGAUUCGUGUUGCCAUGCGGGAGUGGGAAAAAUACACCUGUGUCCGAUUCAGGGAGGCAGCUGCCGAGGACGACAAUUAUGUCCGGUUUCAAAACGGGGAUGGGUGUAACUCUCAAUUAGGCAUGGUGGGCGGCGGUCAGCUUCUCAACCUGGAUCAAAACGGAUGUCGUUGGAAAGGACUGUACCUCCACGAGAUCGGGCAUGCUCUAGGCCUUGUUCAUGAACAUCAACUUCCGAACAGGGACGAGUUUAUCGAGAUCCUCUAUAAUAACGUAGCACCGAGCAUGCGCAUAUGGUUUAACAAAUACUCGACCCAAGAAGUCAACCAGUAUGAUGUCCCGUAUGAGUAUUCUUCUGUGAUGCACUACGGAGUCACGGCAUUCGCAAAGGAUGGUAAAUCACAGACUAUCCGGGCCAAGGAUCCAUCCAAGGAGGAGACUAUUGGAAAAGUGUGGCGAAAGGAACUGUCCUUCAGUGACAUCAAAGCGGUCAACCGGAUGUACGAAUGUUCAGCUAUAUGUCCGAGAAGUGUUCGCUGCGCAGACGGAGGAAUCGUGGACCAGAAUUGCCGUUGUAUCUGUCCUGACGGAACCUCAGAUUGCCAAGAGAACGCUAUCACUAGAAGGUAUCAAAUGAAUUGUGUUUUAGCGUGUAUAAACGAGUACGACAGUUGGAGCUGUUACGUUUGGUCAACACAGGGAGAGUGUAAGCUCAAUGCCAAGUUCAUGAAUCGCUACUGUCAGAAGGCAUGUGGUUUGUGUGGCGAGGCGGGAGUCAAUGCGGAAGGAAAUCACGUAGCAACAUGGGCCUGGCAGUGGCUAGGGAUUUUUACCAAUCUGUUCCCCAAAAACUGGACCGUUGAGGAAUGCCAUAACAAGUUUAGCGACGACAAGUGUGACAGUUGGGCCAAGAAUGGAGACUGCGUCGUCAAUGAGGAUUGGAUGGAAAUCAACUGUAAGAGCACAUGUGGAAUGUGUUCUAAUAACAACACGGUAGCCACGAAAAACUGUGGGAAUGUGCACACGAAUGGAACCCAAUGUGAAAUCUGGGCGCGUAAGGGAGAGUGCCAAGUCAAUCGGGAGUGGAUGUACAACAACUGUCGAGGGGCGUGUCGUCUUUGUGACAAGCCAAUGCCUCCAAAUACGGACAAGCCCCUCAGAGAUGAAACUACAAACCGAGACCAGGAUGAUGAUCCCCAGGGUUGUCGAGACAAGCAUAACACACGCGAAUGCCUUAAGUGGGCAAGCAGUGGAGAAUGUUCCCGUAACCCAGACUGGAUGGUUCCCAACUGCCGGAAGUCAUGUAAUCGGUGUAAUGACGGAUCGUGCAAGAACCUAUAUGAUGAUAAAAAGUGCAGGGUGUGGGCUGCAGACGGCGAGUGUAUGAAGAACCCAAAAUGGAUGCCUUUCAACUGUGAAAAAGCUUGUGGCGGAUGUGACGGCAGUACCAGCGACGAGGAAAGUGUAGAUGAUAACGACGAUUGGGGAGACGAUGACGUCGAUGAUGAAGAUACCUCAGACGGCUGUAGUAACUACCACAACGAUGCUGACUGUGAUUCAUGGUCUAAAAACGGACAUUGUGACAUCAAUCCUGGUUACAUGAAGACCAACUGCAAACGCUCUUGUGGUGUGUGUGCCAGUACUCGCGAAGACGACGGCACAGGAGGUCGUAACGAUGACCGCGAUGAAGACGUAUCGAACGACGAUGAGAUAGAUAUUGACACACAAGAUGAUGAUAGCAACACUGGGUUAGAUGAAGAGUAUGAUUAUGAGGACGAAGAAGAAGACACUGAUGAUGAAACCGUUGAUACAGUGGAACCAACGAUAGUACCUCUAGAAUGCAAUGAUUUACAUUCGAAUUGUGAAGCCUGGGCAGACGCUGGACAUUGUAGCGGUAAUAACGCCGCAUUCAGCCUGAGAGAAUGUCGCAAGUCGUGUAAAAACUGUAACGAUGUAUGCGUUGAUGAACACCUUUAUUGUCCAACGUGGGCAAAAGACAACCAGUGUAGUUCCAACCCGGGGUACAUGCUUCGAUUCUGCCAAAAGUCAUGUAAAGUGUGUUAGCGUCUUCUAUGGUGUGGUGAAACUAUAUAUCGCAAGUGUUUUGUAUCGUUGUGUAUGUAUGGUAUGAUAUACCAGGACCCAGACAUUGCACUGCCUUAUCAUUAAUAUGACAGAUUUUUA
Messenger RNA from Pecten maximus, 2700 nucleotides. Its product is annotated as zinc metalloproteinase nas-15-like. Gene Ontology annotation, molecular function: metalloendopeptidase activity; zinc ion binding. Gene Ontology annotation, biological process: proteolysis. The transcript is spliced from 18 exons. Bases 100 to 2580 code for a protein of 826 amino acids. The record is from RefSeq and is a predicted model, not a curated record. Lineage: Eukaryota; Metazoa; Mollusca; Bivalvia; Pectinida; Pectinidae.